Lobosporangium transversale is the source of this 996-nucleotide messenger RNA. Its product is annotated as glycosyl-transferase for dystroglycan-domain-containing protein. The record is from RefSeq and is a predicted model, not a curated record. The transcript is spliced from 3 exons. NCBI's taxonomy places the organism in Eukaryota, Fungi, Mortierellomycota, Mortierellomycetes, Mortierellales, Mortierellaceae. Gene Ontology annotation, biological process: protein O-linked glycosylation via mannose. Gene Ontology annotation, molecular function: xylosyltransferase activity; glucuronosyltransferase activity. Bases 1 to 996 code for a protein of 331 amino acids.
AUGCAACCGUCAAAAGUCUUGCCGUACUACUUCAAGGCAGGGAGGAAAUUUGAUCCAGAGGCAGUGACCAUUACAACUUUAAUUACUUUCGAUCGAUACCCUAUUUUCAGUAAAUUAGUCACCAACUACCAGGGCCCUAUCUCAGUCAGUAUCCAUGUCAACGACGACGAGAACCGGGACGAGAACCUGUCAAAGUUGCAUGACAUGUACAAUUCCAACCCAUUUAUGAAAGAAUUCGUAGAUGUGCAUGUCGUCGUUGAUAAAUUUGACCGUCAAUUCAACAUGUGGCGCAAUGUUGCCAGGUUCUUUGCUAGAACAAAUUACUUUAUGAUGCUCGAUGUUGACUUUCAUAUCUGCACAAAUUUAAAGCAUCAUUUAUCAUUGGACCCCGAGGCUCAGAAGCUUAUGCGGUCAGGAGCAGCAGUGUUAUUACCCGCAUUCGAAUAUGUUAAUCAGGAUGAUGGAAUCGACUCGGCGACAUUCCCAAAGGACAAGGAGUCGGCAAUCCGCCUGGUGCAGGAAAAGAAGUUGACAGUAUUUCAUGACUUUUUUCUCAAGGGCCAUGGCGCGACAAACUACGAGCGUUGGUACAAAACUGAUUCUGUCUACAAAGUGACGGAGUAUCAGCACUCGUAUGAACCAUACGUGAUCCUCAAAAAGGAAGGAACACCAUGGUGUGACGAGCGAUUUGUUGGCUACGGAGCUAAUAAAGCAGCAUGCCUAUUUGAGAUUUAUAUCUCUGGAAUUGACUACUAUGUACUGCCUCACGACUUUUUGAUCCACCAAUCUCAUCCAUACAAAGAGGAAACUCGGAAACAAGAACGCAAGUACAAUCGAAAGCUUUAUCAAAACUUCCAAGAGGAGGUCUGUUUCCGAUACGCUAUGAGGUUCGUACACGCCAAUCUCUGGGAUUCUCCGAAGGCUAAUAAUCUAAAGGAACAGUGUAACAAAAUUCGAGGCUUCAAGCAGGCUAUGACACAGUUCAGUCAGCUCUGA